Ostrinia furnacalis (Asian corn borer) is the source of this 1268-nucleotide messenger RNA. RefSeq lists its product as uncharacterized. The record is from RefSeq and is a predicted model, not a curated record. The transcript is spliced from 2 exons. The coding region runs from base 231 to 581 and encodes 116 amino acids. Lineage: Eukaryota; Metazoa; Arthropoda; Insecta; Lepidoptera; Crambidae.
AUUCAUUCACUCAGUAAAAGUUUGGGGACGACGCGGUGCACAAGUUUCGUGUUAUUUUAAAACAUUUAUGAAAAUGAUUUUAUAAAUCUAUGAACACAUAAAGUUAUUGCUAACCUUAUGUGUUUACUUGUGUCAGAUCCCUAAAACAGUUGGAAGCACACAUUCCAUUUCUAUUGUUUGUGAAAAUCAUAUUUUCCCUAACAAUCUUGCCACAGGAAGAACAAUCAAAAAUGAUGGGCUUGUUAGUUCGUGUUGCUCUUGCUGUAAUAGUGCUCAAUCAAGUGUUAUUGCCAUGCCUGGCGUUAGGAAGCUAUCGAGGAUACAGUUCAUACGGUAGCAGUAGAUACAACAGCAGACAAAGCAAGGAGGCCUCUGCAAAUACUUACCUGGGCACAUCUUCUGGACUGCCUUUUGAGGAAGCCCCCAGACGAGGACUUGGGAUAUCUGCCUGGGGCAUUGUGGCUGUGGUAAUAUCAUUAAUUCUAGCAGGAAUGGGUUUAUACUAUUUCGCUAUGUGUUAUCCCAUUUUAUGUAAAAAAGAGAGGAAAUAUGACAUGAUGGGAUUACCAAGUGUAGCAUAAAUCAUGAGCAGAUAAAGUGUUUAGAAUAUCUUUUGCAUAUCCUCCAGGCUUUUAUAGGUGACAAUUUAAAGCUUUACAAAGCGUUUGAUGAAUUGAAAAUAUUGGUAUGAAAUUGGUUGUGGUCAAUUUAGGUUUAAAUGACUUGUAUUUUAUUGAUAAGACUUUAAUCUUAACUACUGGAAAAGGUGACACCUCUCGUAAAUGUUGAACAAAUUUUAAAUGAAUACUACAAGAUAAGUGUCUCUGAUACCAAAUGAAAAUAAGGUAUUAUUUUUAUAUACUGUUUUAUUACCAUCUUUUGGUAAUAGAUGUUUUAAUGUAACUAUUAAGGUUUUCAUGUUCCAUUUUAGUGUCUUUUGCUUCUGUACCUGUGUAUUAAUCAUGAGGCUGGGACCAAUAGUAAAACUGAAAAAAAAAAGAAUGUAUUGUUAAUGUUGAAGAGUACUUUAGUUCAAUAAGUAGCAUAAUAAUUGACUGAUUAAUUAUAUUUAAACAAGGUUUACUGAAAAUUACAGUAAAAAGUGCCAUAGUGAAGAAAAUGCAGUUUUGUCUUAGAUGAUAAGAAACCUGUUUUCCAAGGCAAAUAAUAAGGAAAUUAUGAACUUCAUACAUUUCAAUAAAAUACUAUUACGAUAAAUAUCCACAUAUUAUUGAUAGUUAAUGCCUAAUGGUAAUUAAACUGAUAUC